Ostertagia ostertagi is the source of this 582-nucleotide messenger RNA. The record is from the annotation of a GenBank genome assembly. NCBI's taxonomy places the organism in Eukaryota, Metazoa, Nematoda, Chromadorea, Rhabditida, Trichostrongylidae.
UAGCUACGGAAUACUUCGGUCAACCUUGGACCGCUGCAUCGUAGCCAUCGUCAAAUGGGAAGGACCGAAGCUCGGAACCUUCACCCACACGAAUGGGCUUAUGAGCACGGAUACCGCCAUGAAUUUCUCUCUCCGUGCUGAUGCAGUCUUCAAUACCACCAGUACGGCGGCUGCGCCAGUAGACGUCUUCUCAACACUCACCCUAGGAAUCAAAUCAUUACCCGUGCUUUCUGUAACCACAAGUGCCAACGUGCCUUCAUCGUCAACAGGAUAUUGCUUCCUUUGCGAGAAUCUGUCAACUACGACGACUGCUUUUGCUAUUGUAUUCGCUGUUAUUAUAAGUACUGGCGUGCUUGGUAAUUUGUUUGUUAUCGGCGUUAUUCUUUGUGAUCGUAAAAUGCUCGCGUCACCAGUGAAUCAAUUACUUCUACAACUGGCUAUCGCUGAUCUUGGUAAUUUGAUAUUCUGUUCACCUGACGCUGCUAUGGCGUUGAUUGAUAAGGGUUGGCUACUGCCCAAUUUAGCCUGCUCUAUAGUACGAUUUCUGCAAGAAUAUUCGCUCUAUGCCAGUGUUCUAUUCCA